Anolis sagrei ordinatus is the source of this 2816-nucleotide messenger RNA. RefSeq names its product von Willebrand factor A domain-containing protein 7-like. Lineage: Eukaryota; Metazoa; Chordata; Lepidosauria; Squamata; Anolidae. The record is from RefSeq and is a predicted model, not a curated record.
AGGAUCUGUCCCUUCUCUGUCUUUCAUCUGAUCCCUGUUGCAAAAAGAAGAAAAAAUGCUUCUCCCCAGAAAUUUCCCUCUGCUCCUCUGUCUAAGCAUUGUGAAUGGAUUCCUUCCCAAUCAUGAAUCGGGUGGGAUUGCAAGUGAUUUUACGGAUGCUGAUAUUACAGAGAUGGGGGUGCUUCGGGCCGUGGCAUCGUACAUGGAGAAGAACCCUCUGCCCGGAAAACCAGCCACAACCCCAGGGAUGCUGGAAAACAUGAAGCCACUGACUGCCAGUGGGCUCUUCAAGGCCUAUUUCCAAGCUGAUGUCUCUCCCAGUCGUUUCACGAAAGCCCUUCAAGAAAUUAUCAAUGGGAAUAAUCUUGUGGAGACCCGCCACAGAGAGGACAGUGACUUCUUCUUCUACUGUGAAGAGAUCCCAAAAAGUAUCACCCAACUUCGAAUCCAGAGGGACUCCAUGCUGUCUAGUCUGAAAGGUUCUCCAACUUUGUCUGCUUUGCAAUCAGCUCGCGAGAGUGCUGGGAAAGCCCUCCAUAUCCUCCAGAAAUUCUACAGCAACACCAACUGGGUUGAAAUGGGAAACAGCAAGCCUUAUGAAUACCUGUUAAAUGAAGCCAGUCCGGCCUUUCCAGUUACUCCAAAAACCACGCAAACAUGUGUCGACUGUAUCAAAGAACCAGGUGGCGGAUAUUCAUGUGAUCAAAACCUGAUAGUGAAAGACAUGCUCACAAGUGGCUUCUUCACAUCAAGAACAUGCAGGAAGAAAUUAACAGACAAAUGUGGACAUGGUGGGAGAAAUGAUGCGACCCAGGAUUUUGCUAUGACGGGUGGUAUCAACAAAGAGACUUCAGACCCCAAAUUUUCUCCACACUAUCAGUUACACAAGCAAGCUGCUGAACUGGCCAUACAAGCCACAAGAGACUUCUUUGUGGGAGAAGGAUACGGACUUCUAAACCAGGUUGGCAUUGAGACUUUCAAGAAGUUUUUCAACUUGGAAGGUUAUUCCGUCACCUUUGUAAUAGACACAACCGGCAGUAUGUCAGAUGACAUCGAACAGGUCAAAACUGAGUGCAUUAAAAAGCUUCGAGAGUAUUCUACCUCUUCUGAUGCACCCUUUAACUACAUCCUCGUGCCCUUCAAUGACCCAGUCGUUGGACCAGUCAUGAAGACCGAUAAAGUGGAUGUGUUUUCAUCCUACAUCUCUAACCUCAAAGUUCAUGGGGGUGGUGAUUGCCCAGAGAUGUCAUUAGGUGGUUUGAAACUAGCACUACAAGAGAGCUUGCCAAGGUCAAAAAUCUUCUCCUUUACUGAUGCUGGGGCGAAAGAUGCAUCACUGAAGGAUGAAAUCAAAGUCCUGGGGGAUUCGACUGGAUCUACAGUGAGCUAUCUCCUCACCGGAUACUGUUCCAGCCGCAAACGGAGAAGUAUUGCUGCCAGAACUUACAGUAAUAUCUACGAAGAGCUAGCUGCUUAUACUGGUGGCUACUAUGCAAUAACCACGAAAAAACAGCUCUCGCAGAUCCUAGGUGUAAUGGAGCUCUCCCUAAAUGCUGCCCCAGUGAAAAUUGUUCACAGUCUCAUAACUGGGACGCAGCUCUCCUUCCCUGUCGAUGAGACCAUCACAGAAAUCACUGUCUCCGUCAAGAGCUCAAGCUCCUCUGCAUUCAGCAUCACUGUGUUGAAGCCUUCAGGUGCCACAUCACCCUCCAGUGUUAUAAUCAACACAGCCAACCACAAGAUUGUGAAGAUAUCUCCUAUCAAUGACAGGGGUUCUUGGACUGUGAGGGUCUCUCCCAGUGGCUCCUAUGAGGUGGAAAUUGGGGGCAAGAGCUUGCUGGACUUUUCCUACCAGAUUAUGCAAAAGCAGAAAGAGUAUGUGCUCCCUAUCCAAGGACGACCUGUGAGAGGUGCAAACUACACAUUCUCCAUGAAGGUGAUGGGAGAUGCUAAAGGUGCCAAGGUCCACCGCCUGGCCUACAUUAAUGGUCAAGGGAGCCCCAUAGGCUCUGUGGCUUUGACCCAAACCUCUGAUGCCUUUGGCAACAUCUUGGCUGUUGCCCCAAUUAUCUUGAAUGCUCCGACUACCCUCCUGAUCAUAGAAGGCCUCUCUCCAGGCGGGCUUCCUUAUUCACGAGUGAGCGCUGAACCCAUCAACACAGAGUCAGUCCAGAUCUUGCCCUUGCCAGGUCAAAAUGGGACGCUGUCAUCUGGAGAGACCUUGGAGCUCUCUGUCGUGGUGGUGAAUGAUGGGCCAGCGGCUUCAUUCUCUUUCAAUGUCUUGGAUGACCUGGGUUUCCUAAAAAGCUUCAAACCAGCAUCAAGCUCUUUGGCUAAAUGGCAAAACAUCACACUCACUGCAACUUUCAUGGCAUCUGGAAAAGUCAAUGGCUUUGCUUCCAGCAUUGCAACGUUCACUGCAAAGAGCUCAACAGCCCAGAACUACCUGAAGCUGCCCAUCACAGUCAUUCCUGAGACAGCCCUGGAAACAGACGAGACUCCUCCGGUCUACAAGCUGCUAGACUUCUACAUGCCUUGCACUCGCAAACUCCAGCAAAAGCCCGUCUGUUCUGGACACAGUUGGCGCAUGAGGUUUUCUGCUAUGGACACUGAGAGUGCCGUCACUGUCCGAGUCAAUGCAAACCCCACCGGUCUGUCAUGCAGCCCCCAAGGAACCGACGGCAAAGAUGUUAUCUGCCACUAUCAGUCAGACUGCUGUUCUCCAUAUGCAGAAGUCCAGAUGAGUGAUGAAAAUGGAAACACGGAGACUCUCAAAAUAGACUACCGGCGCUGACGUUCCUCAGCAGCCUAAUGGG